ACAUAUAAACGGAAAAAAAAAAUCACCUAACUGCAAACGGAAAAACAAUUUUACAAACUGAGCUGGACGGCCACACGCCCAGCCCUAAUCUAAAGACUCAUCUACAUUCUACUAAGGCGGGUGAAGCAGCAGAGGGGAAGUAAGGAUACUGCCGACAAAUAACAAGUGGUGCUUGUUUUGAUGUUUAGAAUUAGUUGCAAUGGCGCACAAAAGCAUCUUUUUUCCUGCCUUUAUUCCACAGUUGCGGCGGCGGCGGCGGCACCUGCUAAUGUAUUGGCGGAGUUCCUGGUAAACUCACUUGACUUCUCAACAAAAGAAGCCAUUUCUACAAGCGCCAAGCUAUCUCGUACUAAACACAGACACUAUGACCCGCAUUUGUUAUUUGAUCUCCUUGAUGAAAUGGGUAUGAACAAAUCACAGAUCAAAACUCUUGUUUCUUCUUCUCCUCAAUUGUUGUUUUGUCGUGUUGAUGAAAAUCUCAAACCCAAGAUCAAGGUUUUACAAGGACUUGGCUUGUCUGUAUCUCAACUUGCUACAUUUAUGAGAAGAAGCAAUUUUUUGACAAGAGGUUUAGAUACUAUUAUACAGCCUAAUCUUGUUUAUCUAAGAGAUUUAUUGCCUACUCAUCAUCAUGUUGCUAUGAUUCUUAUAAAAGAGCCUAGGUUGUUUUCCUACAAUCUUCCUAAAGUUAUGCCACCCAAUAUAUCAUUGUUGCAAAAUUUUGGCUUUUCAACGCCUCAUAUUCUCAAGGCUUUUCACAGGCAUCCUAGGUUUCUCCUCAAUAGUCCUGAGUGGUUUGAGAGAGCAGUACAUCGACUAGUAAAUGAUUUUCAUAUGCCUCUCACUUCAGGGAUGUUUCUUCAUGGCGUUGAAGUACUUGUGUUGCUUGAUGAAUCUAAAUUAGAAAGGAAAUUAGAUAUUUUUCGCAGUUUUGGAUGGUCUGAUUCUGAUAUCUGCCGAAUGGUGCAAAAGCUUCCUUACUGUUUGGCUUCAUCAGAGGCUAAGAUAAAGACUACAUUGAAGUUUUUCAUGAACGAAUUGGGGUAUGAACCUAAUUAUCUGGCUUCUCGUGCACCGCUUUUAAAGUUUAGCAUGGAGAAGAGGAUCGUGCCAAGGAAUGAAAUCUUGAAAUUUCUUAAAGAAAACCAGCUUCUAAAAGGGAGGCUAUGUCUUUACACUGCUGUGUCAUUUUCUGAAUCAGAUUUUCAAAAGAAAUGUGUACUUCCUUUCAGGGAAAAGAUGCCCGAGAUGUAUGAUUUAUACAUGAAAAGUAGAAGCUGAAGAGAAAUCCCUACAGUGGAGACAAUGGCUGCAGAGCAAAGAGGGCAAUAUUGCUUGUCAACCUAAUUUUGGCUUGAAGAUUUUCUUUUAUUGUCUUGUCUAGGUAAGUGGGUCAACUAUCUUCAUUAUAUUUUGAAAGAGCACCUUCUAUCAACCCUGGUCAAGUGUGAGCAACUGGGCGUGAUGCUCUACAUGCAGUAGGUAUCUUUUGGCUUUUGUUGACAACUCUUAAAGGUGUCCAUUGACUCUUAAGAGUCUUAGUGAUGUACUUGUCCUGGGAGAAUGGGUACCAUCAUGAGUGUAUAAGUAAAAGAGAACCUAAAGUAUCCUCUGAAAUACUUCACGAAUCAACUUGUAUGUUUAAGCAUUCUAGCAUGACUGACCCUUAAUCUAUAUGAUAUACUUUUUUCCUAACUGGAAAUCACUUGACAUUUUCCAUUUUUGUAGUCUCAAAGCAGUCAUGGUAGUGUAGAAACUAGGCUGUCUGUGCCACAAACCCUGUACAAUCCAUUUCUUUUCUUUUCCUUGUUGAAAAGGUAUGUUAUUGCUUUAGCUCAAAGGUUCUGCAAUAUAUAGAGGGUAUUACAUAGUA
Messenger RNA from Solanum pennellii, 1873 nucleotides. RefSeq lists its product as uncharacterized. Gene Ontology annotation, molecular function: double-stranded DNA binding. The transcript has 2 exons. Gene Ontology annotation, cellular component: chloroplast. Bases 181 to 1281 code for a protein of 366 amino acids. Lineage: Eukaryota; Viridiplantae; Streptophyta; Magnoliopsida; Solanales; Solanaceae. Gene Ontology annotation, biological process: regulation of DNA-templated transcription; chloroplast organization. The record is from RefSeq and is a predicted model, not a curated record.